Opisthorchis viverrini is the source of this 1610-nucleotide messenger RNA. RefSeq lists its product as hypothetical. NCBI's taxonomy places the organism in Eukaryota, Metazoa, Platyhelminthes, Trematoda, Opisthorchiida, Opisthorchiidae. The record is from RefSeq and is a predicted model, not a curated record. The annotation marks the transcript as partial. The transcript has 2 exons.
AUGAAGUUGGCUCAAGCCGGUCCCGUUGAGAUAUUUAAAAUGCCAGCGGUACCCACAGAAGAACGGAAAGCCUCAUCUCCGAGCUUUCGUAUCCCUCUUAAGUCCAAGUCCCGUAAUAACUCCCACACACGCGGACAGUCAUUGGGUGUGCCACAACACAAAGUUAGGGAGGAACAUGCGAGCAAAGAGUCUCGGCAUCUCAAUAGGUUCUCAAUUUUGUUGGAAUCCUUAAGACGUCGCUCGAAGUCUGCUGAUGUGCGAAAUGAUUGUGACACAUACUCCUCCGGGAAUCGUACCGAACCAUCCUUUUUGCAGCCUGUUCUUGUUCCCUCAAUGACAUCAGGAAAGCAGGAAGUCCAAAUAUCGACCAUCAAGCUUACCACAUGUUGUUACGACCAAUAUAGACAGCACUUUAACGCUCGUCGUGGUUCUACCACUGUCUCCGCCUGUCGACCGUACUCCAAGAAGUCUGAGUACUGUAGCCGUCCACUGUCGGCUGUUGGUGGCUACAACAAUGGCAAUUUGACCACACUCUCGCCUCUUGCAUCCUGUCGGGCUAGGAUAACUACCAAUCGAAGACCUUCCUCAUUCCAUCCUACAUCCUGCGUGAGCGACCAUCAUAAUCCUUAUCUAUAUCAAAACGUGACCUUGCUUUCUAGUGCUUGUACUAACCGAAACGAUGAAAGGCGGCGAUGGAGCCAGGUGAAUCCUGAACAGGAGCGUACGAGCUCUGUCAUGUCCACCUCACUGUACGAUUGUCCACCAUCCUUGGCUCCCUAUCCAUGUCCUGCCGUCCAACUUAUUUCGCAAGCAGAAUGUAUCAAUCCUGCACCUCCAACAGGUUGUUUUUCAUCGAGGCAGUUGCCCAUGUAUAAGCGGAAGACGCGCACUCUAUCUCCGGAUGCACUUCCACAGAUUGUUGGUGGUUUGGAAAACACCACUUCAGUUAUGACCAAGAUCGACGACAAUUUCAACCCAAUGCUUAACCCUUCGUCCCAGGCAGUCUGCUCCCAACUUACAUAUACGUGUAACUCAACCGACUACAGACAUUCCGCUUCAUCUCAUAUGGCUUGCGUCACAACCUUCAGCGAGUUGGACAGCUCAUUGGAAAUUCGCUUGCUGAAGCGACUUCAACCGAGCUCCACUUCUAGUGAUAUUUGUCAAGUCACCGCCUGCCACUUCACGCCCAAAUUGUGUUCCGCUGUUGUCCAGCCCCACCGAGAAGCCCAGAAAAACAGCUUUUCCACAGUCUCUGCCCGUCGUCCUGCAUCCACCCUCAUCCUUUCAGACACUGAGUUCGAAUUUACGGGUAAAACGCAUCCAUUUAUGAACGGUUUACGUUUGGAGGGCGCCAAGGCUGGUGACUUGCGAAGAAAUUGUGUGUCUCAACCAAUGAAUUGCGAAGCUACUCUCAUAAGGCAGUUAAGCGAGCCUGUGGAUCACGUGUCGCUAGAGCGCCAACGAACGGGAGCAAGUAACGGCGUGCCAAUGCCUAAGGCGUAUCCGACAUCCGGCUCACGUACCACUAAUGACUGUUCGCCUUUAAACAGUCAUAAUCAAGUUUCACACAAAACCAACAGGUACACACGACAAGGCAAUCGGACAGAAUG